CUGCAACCACCGCGAUAACUUACCCAUGUUUCUGAAAUUGAACGCUCAUCCCUUUCUUCGUCGGUCCUUCGGGAAAUCAGCGAGCAGUUCAACCCGAAACACGAACCGAUGGGGAACGAUUUUUUUUUGACAAUUGACUAUGGGGAAACGGAUGGCGGGACAGCGUCGUCCCAAGCUAAUCCCCAGACUUUUUUUCUUCCUUCUGCUCUUUCACUCACUCCGUUCUCUCUUUCGUUGACAAAGGCGUACGCUCGUACUGAAACUAAGCUGUCGAACGUCCCCUUGCUGAAGCAGAAGACUUGUUCAGACUCAUCGUUGGUCGACUCUAGCGCCCCCCAAAAAAGUCGAACUCAAACCUAUUGAUUCUCGGUACUUUGACUACGAAGUCAUCCCAACCGACAAAAAGAACGAGCUAUGUCGUCCGCUAAACGCUCCCCAUCUACCUCGGAAUCCUCAUUCCACGCCAGCCUAAAAGCAUCCCUCGUCUCCCGCGAGUCUCGUCAGAUCCGCCGUCGACUGCCCGUUCCCUCCGACCCAAUCCUUACUUCAUCGUCACCUCCUUCAACAUCGUCGUCAUCGUCGUCUUCGCCGUCGGGUAGCGACUCGUUCUCGCCCUCAGAAUCGACUUUCGAACCCACCCCAUCGCCCACCUUCUUCGCGCCCACCGUCCCUCUCACCGCCUCCCCCUCCACCAUCCCAUCCACGCGCACCCAACCCUUGCAACCCCUCGACUUCUCAACAAACGACUACCUCUCCCUCUCCACCUCCUCCCCCCUCCGCACCCACUUCCUCCGCACCCUAACCCACACCCCGCACAUCCUCGGCUCCGGCGGUUCCCGUCUACUCGUCAACCCUACGCUCCAUGAUCGUUUCGAGAGGAGGUUGGCGCGGUUUUAUAAGAGUGAGGAGGCGUUGUUGUGGAACUCGGGGUUUGAUGCGAAUGUGGGGGUGUUUGGGUGUUUGCCGAGGGGGUGGGGUGGUGGUGGUGGAGGGAGGAAGGGUGCAGAGGGGAAGGGAGGAGAGGGAGAUUGGGUCGUGUUUGAUGAGUAUGUGCAUGCGAGUGUAUGGGAUGGAAUGCGCGCUUGGGAAUCGCGGAACCAUGAUCGGUCGGCGUCAUCCUCCCCAUCCUCGUCCUCGUCCUCAUCGACGCAAAGAAAAAGUCAUUGCAUCCCAUUCAAACACAACGAUAUGGCCUCGUUGUGUCGUGUACUGGAGACGUUGAUAGAAAAGGAAGAAGGCGUGAGAGAAGGACGGAGUACAGUAUUCGUGGCGGUUGAGAGUUUGUAUUCGAUGGAUGGGACUGUUGCGCCGUUGAAGGUUAUUGUGGGCAUGUUGGAGGAGCUUUUUGGGGAGGGCUCUGGCAUUGGUUCUAACCGUGGUGGAAAAAAUGGUGUUGGAAGGAGAAAGAAAAGGGAGGCGUACGUCAUUGUCGACGAAGCGCACGCGACGGGGAUUUAUGGACCACAGGGGAGGGGGAUGGUAGCACGGGAAGGGCUGGAGGAAAGUCCGUGGAUAUUGGCGCGGUUGGUCACGUUUGGGAAGGCGUUGGCUGCGAGUGGAGCCGUCCUCCUCACGAACACAGUCGUCCGAGAUUAUCUACUCAACUAUGCACGACCGCUUAUAUACACUACCGCGUUGAGCAAUGCGAAUAUAGUGGCUGCGAGCUGUUCGUUUGAUAUGUUGGAGAAUGGGGUGGCGGGGGAGAUUCAUCUUAACCUUUCAACCUUCUCUUUGAUUUUCCUCAGCACUGACGAUCCGAAAUUCCAACUUAUCCAGCUCUCGGCCCACCUCCUCGAUCUCUGCGAUUACUUCCUCAACCUCAUGCGCAAAGCGAUAAAAGAACAUGGCAUUCCGGCACAUAUACUCUGUCUGCCCGAACAUCUCGUCUCUCCUCUUCUCCCUUCCUCUCCUACUCCCUCUACUCCCUCUCACCUCAUCCCCACCUCCACUUCCACUUACCCUUCAGCCUCCCACCCCACCGACUCGUCCUCCUCACACGCACCACCCCCAACCCCAAUAAUCCCCCUCCUAACUCCGCACCCCCGCUCCCUCGCCGCCUACCUCCUCUCCCAUCACGCGAUAACGAUAAAACCGAUCACCUAUCCUACGGUGCCGAAGGGAAAGGAGAGGGUCAGGGUGUGUUUGAGGGCGGGGAUGGGGAGGGUGGAGGUGGAGAGGUUGGUUGACGGGGUUGUGGGGUGGGUUGGGGAGGUUAGGAGGGGGGAGGGGGAGGUCAAAGCGGGAGAGGAGAUGGGGGAGCGGGGGAAGGGGAAAGAAAGGGAGAGGGCAAGGUUGUAG
Messenger RNA from Stereum hirsutum FP-91666 SS1, 2298 nucleotides. Its product is annotated as PLP-dependent transferase. The record is from RefSeq and is a predicted model, not a curated record. Gene Ontology annotation, molecular function: pyridoxal phosphate binding; transferase activity. Bases 415 to 2298 code for a protein of 627 amino acids. The transcript is spliced from 3 exons. Gene Ontology annotation, biological process: biosynthetic process. NCBI's taxonomy places the organism in Eukaryota, Fungi, Basidiomycota, Agaricomycetes, Russulales, Stereaceae.